Messenger RNA from Cooperia oncophora, 312 nucleotides. The record is from the annotation of a GenBank genome assembly. NCBI's taxonomy places the organism in Eukaryota, Metazoa, Nematoda, Chromadorea, Rhabditida, Trichostrongylidae.
AUGUUAGGUGUAGGCGACGCCACUCUGCCACGAUUCUAUUACGAUCCACUAGAAGACAGCUGUUUACCUUUCAACUACACCGGGAUCGGUGGCAAUGAGAAUAAUUUUGCCACGAAAGCCCAAUGCCAGAUAAAUUGCCCAGGUUAUCGUGGUUAUUGUCCUCAUGGGAAACCCCAUGUAGUGGGUGGAGUCAUGACCAAAUGCGGUAUUGAUACAUUCUGUCCUCUAAACCAUGUUUGUCACGUCAGUAAACGGGAUUCAAUCAGCAUUUGCUGCCCAGAUCCAGGUCUAUGUGUUCAAUUGGCGUGUUAA